This is a messenger RNA of Melampsora larici-populina 98AG31, 873 nucleotides long. RefSeq lists its product as uncharacterized. Gene Ontology annotation, biological process: DNA-templated transcription. The record is from RefSeq and is a predicted model, not a curated record. Gene Ontology annotation, molecular function: DNA binding; DNA-directed RNA polymerase activity. The transcript is spliced from 5 exons. NCBI's taxonomy places the organism in Eukaryota, Fungi, Basidiomycota, Pucciniomycetes, Pucciniales, Melampsoraceae. The coding region runs from base 1 to 873 and encodes 290 amino acids.
AUGUUCAUCACGAAUAAAGAAGAAGAAAACAUACCUUCUUCACCUUCUUCACCUUCAUCAGAUCAUCAUCAAAAGAAAUGUAUUCCCGAUGGAUUUCAAGAUCGAUCGUUACCUCAUUUCCAUAAAAAAGCCAAGGAGCCACCCGCCAAAGGAUUCGUUCGUAACAGUUUUCAUUCAGGUCUUCGAGCCACAGAAUUUCUCUUUCACGCCAUCUCUGGAAGAGAAGGUCUGGUAGAUACGGCCGUCAAAACUGCAGAGACAGGUUAUAUGCAACGUCUACUGAUGAAAGCAUUAGAAGAUCUUUACACUCGGUAUGACGACUCUGUGCGGAAUUCGGUUGGAGGUGUGGUACAAUUCACAUACGGUGAUGACAGAUUAGAUCCAACGUAUCUUGAAGGAGAUGGAGAACCGGUUGAAUUCGCUCAAACAUGGCGUCAUUCCAAGAUUGUACAAACAGUGGCCAAUCGACUUGCUGAGCCUCGGUUUGCCAAAGCUUGUACAACCCAAUUCACAGAUUCAGUUUUGAAUUUCAUUACCAACUCAGUAGCCAAACCAGCAGCUACUUAUCGAGCGAGUUAUGGAAUGUAUCCAGCCAUGGAGAUAGAUGGUGAUUGGGAUGAGGAGACUGAUCUAUCAGCUGGAGUUACCGAUGCAAGUGAGAAGAUAGUUGCAAACAAGACACAGGUGACACUCAAGCAAAUCGAUACCUUCCUAGACUAUUGUUGGGUCAAAUACGUCAAGGCAAAAUUGGAGCCUGGCACAGCAGUUGGUGCAGUUGGUGCACAAUCCAUUGGAGAACCAGGAACACAGAUGACUUUGAAGACUUUCCAUUUUGCUGGUGUUGCUUCUUCAAGAAAAGAAAAGUUCAGUUAG